UCUUAAUCAUAAAUUGUCACAAGUCACUGCACUCUCAGCUCAUUUUCCCCCCAAAAGUUGAAUUAUUCUCUGAUCUUCCCCCUAAUUAUAUUCUCCAUUCAAUAUGGCAGCCCAAACUCCACUUGUACCCAGAGAAUAAUUUCACAACCAACAAUGAUGCUCACAUCACUAAGCACCCAGUCUGUUGAUGAGAGUAUAAUCAGAGAACAAGUUUUAUCCACUCACAAUUAUGAUGGUAGAGAAUUCAACACCAACUUCAUAUUGAACAUGGCAAAAAAUACUCUUAAUCUCGGGACGGGUACUGCUCAAAAGGUCAUGGUGAAGGAGUUGAAUCAACUAGAAGAGCUUGAUACUUAUCAGGACCUUCCACUUCAUUUCAGACAACUUUCAUUCGAGAUAGCUUCCGGUGCAAUUGCAAAAAAUCAACACUACUUCACCACUAUUCAUCAUCUACUGAGCAUUCUAUCUCCUUAUUCUUGGGAGGAAAAGUUAGUCCUUAUGCUUGCAGCUUUCUCCAUCAUCCAUGGAGAAUUUAGCCUUAUUUCACAGACUGUGCAGUUGGUACAUCUGAAACAAAGUAGCCAUUGUCCAAUUCCAAUACCAUCCUCCGACAACAGCUGAGGAUUGGUGCAUAAGUUCAGCCAUAGAACUCACCAAAUGUGUGCGUGGUUCGAGAAUUCCUUUGCAAGGUAUGUGAAGUUGCCUCCAAAACCCAAAUAAACUUUGCGUUUGCCUACAUGUUAGGAGUAAUCAUUAAUAAAGAAAGAACGAGUCAUUGCCCAUUGCAUGAUUCUUAUAGACUAUGUUGGUUUUGUACUCGUCUUUGAAGUAUGUUUUUGUCAAGAAUUCAAUAUUUAGAGAUGACUAAUCACCUUAUUCAAGAAUACACCAAUGGUGAAAUUUUGUAAGGACUCAAAAAAUUAUUAGUCUAUGAAAGCAAGAAUGUGACAAUCAAUUGAAGGAUGGGCCUCGUUAAGCAAAGGACCAGAAGUGGUUGGAUGUGGACAUGAAAGUAAAAUGUUGCAAACGAUGAAUGACUACGAGAACAAAGCCACCAAAAGUUUUGGACAUGCUUUCAAAGGCCACUAUGAGAUGUUUUCCAAGAAUAAACAUUCUUAUUGUACUUUGAAUAUCCAAUUACCUUGAGCAAAAUUUUUGAAAAUAAAAUAUGUCCUAAAUGCUCUAUGCAGAAAUUUUUAACUUUGUUGGCAUGGUGAUGAUGUUGAUUAUGAUGGAGAUGAGUAGUACUUCAUGGUGUAUUUGAUUUUUAUAAAAUUUUAUUGAACUUUUUUUUUGAAUA
This is a messenger RNA of Ipomoea triloba (trilobed morning glory), 1300 nucleotides long. RefSeq names its product protein SIEVE ELEMENT OCCLUSION B-like. Gene Ontology annotation, biological process: phloem development. Lineage: Eukaryota; Viridiplantae; Streptophyta; Magnoliopsida; Solanales; Convolvulaceae. The transcript is spliced from 3 exons. The record is from RefSeq and is a predicted model, not a curated record. Bases 154 to 621 code for a protein of 155 amino acids.